CAAAAGUCCAGUUGUUUCUGAAUUAACUGGCACACGCCAUUAUUACUCAUUUUCAAAUGAUUACCCUUCAAGUACCAAUUUGAGAAGACCGAGAUGACGGAUGAGCCUGAAAGAAGAUGCUAUCGAAGCCAUUCUGAAUGCACAGAACAGUGCUUGGAAUACUCUACCAAAACUUGUACAUCGCGCUGCUCUACCUCCAAUUGCUCCAAAAACUACACCAAGUAUGUUGGUCAAAGGCGAAGAAGCAAGUCGUCCAGCCACAAGUGUCGGAAGUCGUCCUCCCACAAGCUCUAUAGGAUUUCCUGCACUUCCAAAACUAGGAACAAAGCCAAUGAAAUCAAUUUCUGAAAAACCACAAACUCCACUAUAUCCGAUUCCCCGAACUAAUAUUGGUUUUACGCUUAACCUGAAUGAUAUCGAUGAAAAUGAGGUCCUGCGUCCCGAAUCAGCUGCAAGUACUGUCAUGGAAAGUGAACGAGAGUUAACAAAAAAGAUUUUGAAUGUUCCGAAGACAUUUGCAGGCUUUCGAGAACUCUCUGUAGAUCUUGAUCAAGUAUCUUCGGAAGAUAUUAUGAACAUGUUACAAGGAUCAUAUUCUCAAGAUCACCACCAUAGUGGAUUUCUUUCAAUAGCUACUGUUCUGUCCUCAAUUCGAACUAUUCAUCCCUCUGACACGUGGCAAAAUCUGUUUGAUUGGUUGAUUGCAACAGGUCUUGACUCAGAUGGUUAUCCAGAACUUGCACCACCGUCAUCUCCAAAUAUCAGCUACUUGGUAGACUAUCAAAUGUUCUUUGAUGUUCUGCUAAACGAUAAACAGGCAAGAGAAGUCUUAGUUAAUAUUCCAGAAGUUCUAGAUUCUGAUGAUGGUGGAAGUGUAUUCUCUCAUCUGCCAAGUAGGCCAACGUCAAGUCAAGAACAAAGAGAGAAAUGGAGGGUUAAGCUACUCAUCGAUCUUGAAAUGAUUCUCUCUUUACAUCCAGACAUUGACAUCGAAAGGUUUAAGUUAGCAACCGAUAAAAAGAUAAUCACCGUGGAAGAACUGAAAAUGCUCUUCCAAAUCUACGGGCUCGCGGAGCACAUUCAAGAUAUUGAGCAGCGUAUAAUUGAUUGCUUUUUGACUCAUAAUCGGGAAUUUUGUUUUUCCGCCUUCGUUGGAUGCCUCAAUCAAAUAAAUCCAGCAAUUUUACGUGCACGUACACCGACUCCUCCAAUUGUAAAACUUGCUCCAUGGUGCAAAGGUCCGCUUCGAAAACUUGAUGAUUCGGGAGUGAUACCUGAUUUAGACGCAAGCGGGUCCAGUUUAAAUUUUAAAUCCGAUUCACUAUGAUUCUUUCACAAUAAUAAAAAUGUACUGGUUGGACUUUUGCAAGUCCUUGUUUUCAAAUGAAUCUGUGCUCUGUU
This is a messenger RNA of Caenorhabditis elegans, 1401 nucleotides long. RefSeq lists its product as uncharacterized. Lineage: Eukaryota; Metazoa; Nematoda; Chromadorea; Rhabditida; Rhabditidae. The coding region runs from base 101 to 1327 and encodes 408 amino acids. The record is from RefSeq and is marked reviewed. The transcript has 7 exons.